AUGGCAGAAGGGGCCACCCUGUUCUCAGUGGGUUGGGAAGUGUCGGGGAAGGUUCUAGGGGUGUUUUCCUGCAAGGACACUCAGGUUGAAGGGAGACAGCUGGGAGUGGCAGGCUGGGUGCAGAGUGCUGACCGGGGCACAGUGCCAGGACAACUACCAGGUCCCUUCUCCGAGGUGCGCCCUAUGUGGGAACAACUUGAGACCAGACGAAGUCCCAAAUCACACAUCUACAGAAAAGAAAAAAAACAAUCCAUCAACAACGAGAAAAUCAUCUUUAAGCUGGAUUGCUCAGCUUUCCAAAUUGUUCAACAAUGGCCAUGA
Eptesicus fuscus (big brown bat) is the source of this 321-nucleotide messenger RNA. RefSeq names its product acylphosphatase-1-like. Gene Ontology annotation, molecular function: acylphosphatase activity. The record is from RefSeq and is a predicted model, not a curated record. The transcript is spliced from 2 exons. NCBI's taxonomy places the organism in Eukaryota, Metazoa, Chordata, Mammalia, Chiroptera, Vespertilionidae. Bases 1 to 321 code for a protein of 106 amino acids.